Messenger RNA from Xenopus tropicalis (tropical clawed frog), 5600 nucleotides. RefSeq names its product AF4/FMR2 family member 3 (gene aff3). The transcript has 20 exons. Lineage: Eukaryota; Metazoa; Chordata; Amphibia; Anura; Pipidae. Gene Ontology annotation, biological process: regulation of gene expression. Bases 1386 to 4277 code for a protein of 963 amino acids. Gene Ontology annotation, cellular component: nucleus. The record is from RefSeq and is a predicted model, not a curated record.
AUGCAUAGCAAGGUGUGGGAAAUGAUACACGAAUAUCUGCACAGCCUAGGACAUUUUUCAAUUAGAACCAUUUGAAUUUUGGCCACCCAGCAGCAAAAACUGAUAUUUUCAUUGCUUAUUAUAGGUGUGAGUUGAUAAUUCAUUUGCAUUGUACUAAAAGGUUUGUUUAGAUUUAUAUUUCCUUCUAAAUGCCUUUUUUUGGUGACAAGGUGCCUUGAGUUUUCCUACAUUCAGCUGGAAGGUUUUUUAUUUGAAAACAUAACUGCCCAAGUCAUUACACCCUGACAAUGAAGUAAUUUAAAUAAAUAAAAAUAGGGGCAGUUAGUCAAAAGCCCUUGUUCUGUGUAUGAACAAGCAAUCCCAGCAUGCACAGCUACCAGCUUUAGAUAAUGCAGGCAGCAUCACCAGAUAAUCAGAUCUCUCUGUUAAAAGAGAUUCUUUUUUUCUCUUCAUUGUAUUGAUAUACAUUAAUUCUUUAUAAUAACAUGUUUAGCUGUAAUGUAAAUGUAGUACCAUGAGAUAUUUCUAGCAUUUCUACCCCAGGAAUCACCUCAGCGCGCCACAAGGCAGUGCAUUUGUUAUGUUGUGAUAUAUGCAAGCUUCCUCAUUCAGAACUGGAGGGUUGCUGCAAGCGCAUGUCACUUGACUGAGAGCAGCAAGCAAUAUGCAGCCACUGUCAGUACAGGCUGUCCUAUUUAUAUAAGUGUUUUCAGUUGUGCUAUGCAUGUGUGGUCACACCGAAAGGCUCUCAAAGGGAGGAAUGUUUACAUCGUAACGGAAUGUUAGAAGGAAUCACAUCACAUUACAGACUCUAAGGAUCCUUUCUCCUUUGUGGAUAUGAUCAAGGUAAAAAUGUGCUUCGUGGAAAGGAAUGGCAAAGAAGGACUCAAAGUGAGGGUAUUUGCUCUACAAAUUACCCCCUCUUCAGUUAACCCUUUAAGACUAGAAAAGAAGAUGACCUGUGAAGCAAUAUCCAAAGUUCUUUUGACAACUAUGAUGAAAUGAAGGACCUUUUGAGUGAUCACUCUAACCAGAGUCAUCUUGUUGGUAUUCCAAAAUCUGACACAGCAAAGUAACAUUUUUAAUGCUUUUUUAGUGAGAUCUGAUUUUUAUUACACAAUCUUGGGGUACUUAAACUUUCUUUACUAUCAUUAAUAGACUAGAAAAGAAGAUGGCCUGUGAAGCUGUAUCCAAAGUACUUUUGGCAGCUAUGAUGAAGUGAAGGACCUUUUGAGUGAUCAAACCAGAGUCAUCUUGUUGGUAUUUCAAAAACUGACACAGCAAAGGAACAUUUUCAACUAAAAAUUGGAGAUAUAAACAAUCCUUCUGUGAGAAGUGACAUAAGUCCACCUAAAGUACCCGUGCAGGUGGGCAUAAUAGCCACCAUGACCUGGCAGGAUCCUGGCCAUUCAUUUGCGCAUCAGCAACAGUUAAAAACAUCUGAUCGGAAAAUGGUUGGUUCUGCUACAAAAGACUGUAUAGGUGGGCACCAGAAAUGUGUUAUGGAAAAAAAUAAAAACUGCUUGUUACAACCUGUAUUAUCACCAUCCUCAUCUGAUAACCCUCCACAAAAUAUUUUAGUGAGUAAUAAGAACAGUUCCCACAGGAGACAACAUCCACAGCUAAAUUGCAGCCUAGAAAUCAGCAGCAGUGCACCCUGUAUGCAGAACUUUUCUGCCACAAAGCUGAAUGCAGUUCAGCAAAAGCCUACUGCAUAUGUGCGUCCAAUGGAUGGUCAAGAACAGGCAGUAGAUGAGUCGCCGAAGCUAAAAUCUUCCACCGAAGUGAAUAUUCUCCUCCCUUUGUAUAGAGAACUUUGCCAUAAACGUGUCUCUGACAAGAUAAAGUCUGAUGAAAUAGAUACAUGCUCCAAUCUCAACCAAGAAGAGGAGAAUCAUCUGAGCAACAUAGGACUAUCCAGUAAAAAGAAUGCUGAUUUCAAGGACAGGAGCCCGACAAAGUGUGCACCUCAGAUAUCGAUGUUGGAAGAUGACUUGAAGCUAAGCAGCGAUGAGGAGGAUAUUGAUCAGCAGGCAGUUCAGGAAGAAUCCUUAGGAGUCCAAAGUGACAGUGGGGAAGUUCAGGAUCUCAGUAAAAGAACUUCAGGAGUUUCCACACUGACAAGCAGCAGCUCCAGUGAAUCUGACACUAGUUCAGAGUCGGACUCUGAAAGCGAAAGCAGUUCCAGCGAGGCAGAGUGCACUAAGGCUUCAGGCUACAUAAGCCCUGAGCCUGAGCAACCAACAUCAAACAAAUGGCAAUUGGAUAAGUGGCUCAACAAAGUUCAUCCUAACAAAACCGUGAUUCUCAGCAAUACACAUUGCCCUUCUUAUGGUAGUUUAAAGGAGGAUGCUGGCAACAGUGAAAAUUUGUCACAAAUAUGCCAGUCUAACCAUAACUGUAAUAAAGAUACAAGGGAGGACAAAAGACCAUGGAACAUAUGCACAGACCUAGGGAAUAAUAAAGACACAGGAUUAAAAUCUUCAGCUUCCAUUGAAAUUGCUGCUUCGAUAGCUGUUGCAGUUCCUACAACAGAAAGCACUUUUCAGAGACAACCUGCUUGCAGAAAACUCACAAGGAGGACAGAACAGACAUCUACUGGAGAUAAACAGAACUGCUAUAGUCCAGAUGAGCCUUCCUUAAACCAAGCAACUGUUGGUGAUAAUAUAACAGAACAGCCUAAAAGCAGAUUGUUGGGAACAGGUAGAGGUUUGUACAAAAGAGAUCCCAGGACAUCUAAACUAGGGGCUGAAAUUAGGAGGACUCGAGGUUUAAACAGAUCAGCUUCCAAAUCCAAGGAAUUUAUUCAGUUUUCAUCUCAGUCUUCAGAUCUUGGAAUCGAAACAGAACUGGAAAUCUCAGCUCUUUCCACAAAUACAUCAGCCACUCCAGCAACUGAAAAUAACCACAGACUUAAGGAGUGGGGGGGCAAUAAUAUUAAUAGGGCCAGUCCAUGCGUUGCCAAUACCACUACCACAACUGACUUAGCUAAGGAGCUGGAUGAACAGUAUUACACACUGGUUCCAUUUGGUAGGAAUGAGAAUGUCUUUUCAAUAAAGGGCAAUGAUGAGGUCAAGUCACUUUGGGUCAGGAUUGAUUUAACUCUUUUAUCAAGAAUACCAGUGGAACUGGCCCAGGAGACUCUUAUCAUGAAUACCAGUAUGAAAGAAGCACACAGGUCCUCAACUCAUAAAAGUUUUACUUCAGUAGCAGAGAAGGCUUUGGAGAAAACCAGGAAGAAACGUAAGUCUGAAAAUGAAGCGUCUCGGGAAGUGAAAAAAAAUCAUGUAGAAAAGGACAACUGUUUGCAAGAAACUGUUUUAUCUGACACCUUUGAUAUGGCCAAUUUACACAGCACCAACCCCAUCAGGACCAGCAUGAGUGAAAGCAAAUCUCAUGUUUAUCAGAGAUCCCUCCAUGUUCCUUCAGAAACCAGCACUUUGCUUCAUACAGAAGAUGUGCACUUAAACCUUUGGUCAUCUUUGCCACAUGGGCACAAAGAUUUAAGAAGUCAGAUGUUGUUUGACAAUAGGCCGCGCAGUGCAGACUAUUUUAUGCAAGAAGCUAAACAGAUGAAGCAUAAAGCAGAUGCAAUGAUGGACAAAUUUGACAAAGUUCUGAAUUACACUGAAGCAGCCUUAUCGUUCAUUGAGUGUGGGAAUGCAAUGGAACAUGGCCCCAUUGAGUCAAAGUCUCCAUAUACAAUGUAUGCUGAAACAGUAGAACUAAUAAGGUAUGCCUUGAGGUUAAAAUCACACUCGGGUCCUAAUGCAACUUCCCAGGACAAGAAAAUCACAGCAUUAUGCUAUCGCUGUUUGGCUCUUCUGUACUGGAGAAUGUUUAGGCUCAAAAGGGAUCAUGCUGUAAAGUACUCAAAAGCUCUUAUUGACUAUUUCAAGAGCUCAUCUAAAGCAUCCCAAGCUUCAUCCUCACAGGGUUCCAAUGGAAAAACCACUGGUACUCCAUCCCCCACAUCACCUAGUCCUUCUUCGGUGAGUUCUGUUGGUUCUCAAGGAAGUACCUCCAACAGCUCUAUUAUUAGCAUCCCACAGCGAAUUCACCAGAUGGCAGCAAACCAUGUCAGUAUUACCAACAGCAUUCUGCACAGCUAUGACUACUGGGAGAUUGCUGAUAAUCUCACCAAAGACAACCAAGAGUUCUUUAAUGAGCUUGAUGUGUUAAUGGGACCGAUCACGCUGCACAGUUCAAUGGAGCACUUAGUACAGUACACACGUCAAGGACUUCAUUGGGUACGGCACAGUGCACACAUGCUUUAGCCCAUCUUGGGACCUCAGAACUGCUGCAUCAUUUUCUACUGGACGUUUAUCUAUAAGGCACUGUGGUGUGCAGGAGUGUGGUCAUAGAAUUUUAUAAAAGGAUCCUCAGAAAUGGACCGUACUACUGCUCAUAUUCUCAUUUUGGUUUUAUUAUCUUGCCAGGAUAUUAUACAGAAAGGUCACUAGAACUUGGCACUGGAUUAGAGAAAACAGUUGCAAGAUUAUACAGUAUAUUUUUCAUUAGGGGCAGAAUGUGAGUAUAUUGUGUUUCUGCCAACGAACUGGUGAAAAUGCAAGAAGCCAUCACAAUAUCAAUUUACCUAUAGUUCUGCAAUCUUGUGCAUCAUGGAACAGCUCAGUUUGGUAAGCAAGAAAAGUUCAGACAUUCAGUUUUGCCUGGAUGCUGCCACAUCAUUGCCCUCUCUGUUAUACACAGUGUAGACACAUGCUGAGUCUGCCCCAGGGAAUAUCCAGCUGUGUAAGUGCCCUUUAGAGCACCUUUAUUCUGCGUCUUGUGCAGAAUCAGUGUUCUGCGAUCAGUAAUUGCUGGGAAGGCUGCAUAGAACAGCUAUUCUACUUCUAUCUGACCCUUUUAAGAAUAUUAGUAACCAAGGAAAUAUAAAUCUUUUACCAGAAUUAAUACUUUUAAUAACUGUAUAUAAAGGAUUAUAUAUUUAGGAUACCAUUUUUAAAACAUGAUAACAUAUUUACAAGAUAUGUAUGUAAAAACCAGGAGAGAUGUAGGUUAGAUGGCCUUUUACACAAUGGUAAGAUUAUCCAAUUAUAUUUUCAUUGGCUGCAGUUGGAUCUGAAUGUCUAGACUACAUAGAACUUGCUGUGCUUCUGUCUAUGGAAACCAUUUACUUCAACUGGACAACAGUUACAGCAUACUGAAUAUUACAUCGGAUAGUUAAUGCCCUGCUGCAUAGUGAGAAAAUGUAUCUGGUAGCAAUAUGUUAGCAGACUGCAGUGCAUUCACCUAGAAUCAGAUCGGAAUUUGUGUGUGUAUUUUACCAGGAAGCAGAAUGAUUGUAAUCCAAGAUGAUGUCUUCAGAACAUAUGAAAAUCAGAGCCACUUCUCUGCACCCCAAUGCAUUCACUGAAGCCCAGAAAUGUGUGUAUGUUAUCUUAAUCCAGGGUGACACACAGUUUUGUCUCUAAUUGGGUUAACUGGCUUUGUAUAGCUAUGUGUAUUGGUGUUUUCCAAUGCACGCUGCUUUUGUAAUCAUGCACUAAGUGGGAAAUGCAGCCAAACCAUAACAUUUUAUUUCUGACAAAAAAUGCUUGUAACAAACUUGUGACAAUAAAACUCUUGUAAAGCAA